Molecule: messenger RNA, 1938 nt
Organism: Volvox carteri f. nagariensis
Lineage: Eukaryota; Viridiplantae; Chlorophyta; Chlorophyceae; Chlamydomonadales; Volvocaceae
Exons: 15
Biological process (GO): double-strand break repair via homologous recombination
Cellular component (GO): chromosome; cytoplasm; mediator complex
Molecular function (GO): nucleic acid binding; four-way junction helicase activity; ATP binding
Source: RefSeq, a predicted model, not a curated record
AUGCAGCACCAGGACCAGCUGCGCAUUAGACGGGAUCAACUCCUCCGUCAGAUCGAUCAGGAACGCCGUGCACCCAAGGCAGAUUGGCAACAGGAAGGCUUUCCCUGGAGCGCUAAGCUCAACCAGACUCUGCAUGACGUGUUUGGACUUCGCGAAUUCAGGGCGCUGCAACGCGAGGUCAUGAACGCGGCGCUGCAGGGCCGUGACGUGCUGUGCCUGCUCCCCAGUGGAGGCGGCAAGAGCCUCUGCUACCAGCUGCCGGCGUUGGUCAGCCCGGGACUGACGCUGGUGGUGUCGCCGCUGCUGUCUCUCAUCCAGGACCAGGUGUUGUCCCUGCGUGCCCUGAGCAUUAACGGCAGCUGCCUGACCAGCCUCAGCAGCAAAGAGGAGGUGGCGGAGGUGUACGGCAAGAUGGAGCGCGGGGAGCUCAAGCUGCUCUACGUGACACCAGAAAAGAUUGUGUCGUCCAAGCGAUUUAUGAGCAAGCUGGAGAAGGUGCAUCAGGGGGGGAGGCUGGACCGUAUCGCCAUCGACGAGGCACACUGCGCCAGCGCCUGGGGCAAUGAUUUUCGGCCGGACUACAAGAAGCUGGGGGUCCUCAAACAGCAGUUUCCUCAGGUGCCCAUCAUCGCCCUCACGGCCACCGCCACCCACCAGGUGUGCAAGGACCUCAAAUCCAUUCUGCGCAUCCAAGGCUGCGAGUUUUUCCGCGCCUCCGUUAAUAGACCCAACCUCUUCUACGAGGUGCUGCCCAAGCCCGCAGCGGCAGCGGACGCCAUCGCCGCCAUUGUGGCGUGGAUUCACCGGCACUAUCCACGUGGCGAGUCGGGCAUUGUGUACUGCCUCACGAGGAAGGACUGCGAGACGGUGGCUUCGGAGCUGGCGGCAGGUGGCGUUUCCGCCCGGCAUUACCACGCCGAUAUGGAGCCUGGGCCGCGGGAGGCAGCGCACGCCGCCUGGAGCGCGGGGAAGGUGCAGGUGAUGGUGGCGACGGUGGCGUUUGGCAUGGGCAUCAACAAGCCCGACGUCCGCUUCGUGGUGCAUCACUCGCUGAGCAAGUCCCUCGAGAACUACUACCAGGCAGGGUCCCGUCUAAUUGAGUCCGGACGUGCUGGCAGAGACGGCUUGCCCGCGCGGUGUCUCAUGUUCUACAGGUUCUCUGAUGCGCUCCGUCAGGCCGCCAUCGUCUGUUUUGAACCGACGUGGGAGGCCAACUUGAACGCCAUGAUGUUGUACGCGGCUGCGGCGGUACCUGGCUCCGGCAGUGGUGACAGCGGCGACGGAGGAAGCAGCUGCCGCCGUGCCAUCAUCCAGCGCCAUUUCGCGGAGGCUCCUGCGGAGUGCAGGUGCAUGUGCGACAACUGUUGCGCGGCUGCGGCUGCGGGGCCGGCGGCAGCUGCUCCGAGAGAUGUGGGCCGUCACGCGCGGGCGGUGCUCGAGAUCCUGCGCCAACAGCAGGCCAAGGAGAAGAAGGCCACCCUCAUCCAGCUGGUGGACCUCUGGCGCAGCAGUAAGGACCCAGGGGUCGCCAAGGAGGCCAAGACGAUGAGCCGCGAUGAGAACGAGGCGGUUAUCGCCGCCAUGACCUAUGCGCGGCUGCUGGAGUUCGAGUUUGGCCACACGGCCUACGCCACCAACGCAUAUCUGAGCGCGCCAACGGCAACGGCAAAGGGCAAGAAAGCCAAGGCGGCAGCCACUGCAUCUUUUGACGAUGGCGCCAGCAGCGGCGGUGGCAGUGAUGGUACCACCCGAGCAUCCCUGGAGCAGUGGCGCGCACAGCGGGCAACUGACCUGCACUUGUUCCCGCAUUCCAUCUUGUCUGCGGAGCAGCUGUCGGCGCUGAGCGCGCUGCAGAAGCCGGUGUCGCAGGACGCGCUCCGCGCGGCGGUAGGCGUACGACGUUUCGAGUUGUACGGCAGAGAGCUGACGGAUGUGCUC